AUGGUAGAGACAUCAUCCAUUAUAGCACUACUGAAACGUCUGGACGCGGUGACGACAAAACUGGAAGACCAGGCCAUGGCUGGUGCGUCAGCCGCAGACGUAUCGUCGUCCCUGACAGGAAGCGGAGGGGUUGUAGGCGCAGGAGGACCUCGACCUUCUCAGUCCUUGGCAGUGCCUCCCAGCGGUGUUAACGGUGGCAACAGCGGAGGAGUAUCACUGGGGGGCUCGCCAAGUAUCAAUGGCGUGUCGAUAACAGCCAGCAACGUACCGGCGGUGGUCGAUGGGUAUGACGAGCUUGUGAAUGGACCACUCAAGGUGUUUUCUGAGCUCAGUCAUGCUAUCGGAGGACUUGUCGAGGAGCAGGCAGACCAUGUUGGCAAGCUGCUGGCAGCACAAAGAGAGAUGAUCAUGAUCGCAGCAUCGAGUCACAAACCACCCAUGACCUCGGACGUCUUCCGCCUCCUCCUCGAACCCACCCAACAAGAACUGACCCAAGUCUUGGAAAUCCGUGAGAACAAUCGAAGCAAUGCCUAUGCCCCGCAUUUGUCGACUCUGGCCGAGGGCAUCCGAUGCUUUGGCUGGGUGUCAAUAGAAUCGAAACCGACAACAUACAUUGGACAAGUCAAGGAGGCGGCACAGGGGCAUGCAAGCAAAGUGAUAACCGAGUGGCAGGAAAAGGACGAGAACCACGUUCAUUGGGCGCAUGAGUUUAUUCGGUUGUUGACAGAGCUCCAGUCUUAUGUCCGCAAGUACCAUCCAGCAGGACUUGUUUGGAACCCAAAGGGAACUCCACUGGAUAUCAACAGACUGACACGGACGGAAAGCAACACAUUCACAGCAGGAGCAGACGGUACAUCAUCGUCGUCUUCGCCAUUUCCUCCACAGCCACAGCUCGCACCUGCUAUUUCUCAGGCUGCUGUUCCGUUGAGUUUGCUGCCGACCAGGGAUGCCGACAUGUCGGCCGUUUUCGCACAAUUGAACCAAGGAGAGACCAUCACUUCGCAUCUGCGACCAGUCGACAAUACUAGGGCGCCUCGUAGACCUUCAGGAUCCGGCAUCUCGAGGGCGGAGGGCAAAUCUUUAAGCAAGGAGUACUUUGAGAACAACAACGACGUGGUCCUCGAUGGUGCCGAGUUAGGUCAAUCCGUGUACAUCUUUGGCUGUCAAAACUCGACCAUCCAGAUCAAGACCAAGGUCACGACGGUGGCGAUGGAUUCCUGUACAAAGACGGGGCUCUGUGUCGAAUCCCUGAUCACCUCGCUCGACGUCGUCAACUCCAAAUCGGUUCAGCUCCAAAUCCUAGGAAAUGCACCGACGGUGAACUUGGAUAAGGUCGAUUCUUGUAUGGUCUAUUUGUCCAGAGAGUGCAUGGACGCAACGGGGAUUUUUACAACUAAAACCAGCGAUGUGAAUGUCUUGACACCUGCUCCAGUACCUGAGCAGCAGCAGCAGCAGCAGCAGCAGCAAACUGCGGUUACGACGGCAGCAGGGACACUAACAACAGAGUCUAUUGAAUAUGUCGAGCGAUCGGUCCCUGAGCAGCUGUUUACGAGGAUGGUGGAUGGCAAGAUGGUCACUAGUAUCGUCGUGCAAGGGUAA
Linnemannia hyalina is the source of this 1599-nucleotide messenger RNA. The record is from the annotation of a GenBank genome assembly. NCBI's taxonomy places the organism in Eukaryota, Fungi, Mortierellomycota, Mortierellomycetes, Mortierellales, Mortierellaceae.